AUGGCCCUGCCCAACCCCGGUGCCGCCGCCGCCGUCGCCGCCCAGGCUGCUCCAAUUGCGCUGUCAACGGCAGCUUCUUCCAACAUCCAAACCAAUGGACACGGCCCGCAUGCAAACGGAUCUGUACAAGGCGAGGAAUACAUUUACACGAACGACGCCCGCGUAACAGGCUACGAGCCGCUGAUCCCGCCAUCACUGCUGCUUCACGAGAUCCCCGUGCCGGCCGAGUCGCAGCGCACGAUCGCACGUGCGCGCGGGCAGGCGUCGGCCAUCGUCAACGGGCUCGACGAUCGGCUGCUCGUCGUCGUCGGCCCCUGCUCCAUCCACGACACAGUGCAGGCAGUUGAGUACGCCAAGCUCCUGCGCGAGCGUAUGCCGACGUGGCCGGCGCUCGUCAUCGUCAUGCGCGCGUACUUUGAGAAGCCGCGUACGACCGUCGGCUGGAAGGGUCUGAUUAAUGACCCGGACAUCAACGGCUCAUUCAACAUCAAUCGAGGCCUCCGCAUCGCGCGCAACCUGCUCGUUUCGCUCACCGCUUCCGGCGUACCCGUCGCGUGCGAGCUGCUCGACACCAUCUCCCCGCAGUACCUCGCGGACCUGUACUCGUGGGGCGCAAUCGGCGCGCGCACGACCGAGUCGCAGCUACACCGCGAGCUCGUCAGUGGCCUCUCCAUGCCGGUUGGCUUUAAGAACGGCACGGACGGCUCGCUCACCGUCGCCGUCGACGCCAUCAAGUCCUCCUCGCGCCCACACGCCUUCAUGGGCGUCACAACUCAGGGCCUCGCCGCGAUCGUCAAGACCGCCGGGAACCAGGACCUGCACAUCGUCCACCGCGGCGGCAACAGCGGUACCAACUACGACACCGCAUCAAUCCAGAAGAGCACCGCGGAGCUGAACAAGGCGCUGCCGGACCGGCAUCCGAGCAUCAUGGUCGACGCCAGUCACGGGAACAGUCAGAAGGACUUCCGUAACCAGCCUAAGGUCAUUGCUAGCGUCGCGCAGCAACUCCGCGCCGGCGAGCGCGCCAUCACCGGCGUUAUGAUCGAGAGUCACUUGAACGAGGGCAAACAGGGCGAGCCUAAGGGGGGCCGCCUAGAGGAGCUCAAGUACGGCGUCUCCAUCACGGACGGAUGCGUCUCGUGGGAAACGACCAUGGAGAUGCUCGAUCAGCUUAACGACGCUGUCCUUGCUCGAAGAGCUCACAAGGCAUAA
This is a messenger RNA of Tilletiaria anomala UBC 951, 1212 nucleotides long. RefSeq names its product putative phospho-2-dehydro-3-deoxyheptonate aldolase, tyrosine-inhibited. The transcript is spliced from 2 exons. Lineage: Eukaryota; Fungi; Basidiomycota; Exobasidiomycetes; Georgefischeriales; Tilletiariaceae. The record is from RefSeq and is a predicted model, not a curated record. Bases 1 to 1212 code for a protein of 403 amino acids. Gene Ontology annotation, molecular function: 3-deoxy-7-phosphoheptulonate synthase activity. Gene Ontology annotation, biological process: aromatic amino acid biosynthetic process. Gene Ontology annotation, cellular component: cytoplasm.